Messenger RNA from Raphanus sativus (radish), 3180 nucleotides. RefSeq lists its product as uncharacterized. Lineage: Eukaryota; Viridiplantae; Streptophyta; Magnoliopsida; Brassicales; Brassicaceae. The transcript has 5 exons. Bases 1 to 3180 code for a protein of 1059 amino acids. The record is from RefSeq and is a predicted model, not a curated record. Gene Ontology annotation, molecular function: catalytic activity.
AUGGAGAUCGAAACUCCAAAUGACGACAUCACUGAAGUGGAGUUGGAGUAUAUUAAAAUCGAGAAGCACUGUUUCUCCUGUUUCUCGCUAUUUCAUGAGGAAUCAGACUGCCCCCAUCUACCUCCUCAUGCUCCUCCUCCGAAAGAUAGAGUACUGGGGAUUACUCAAAGCAUUGCUCUUCAACGCAUUGAGGCAGAAAAGAGGCGUCAUGAUGAUAGACGUGGUUACAGAAGACCCGAUGAUAACCGUGCAAAUUCUAGACCUGAUGAUGCUCGUGUAACUUCUAGACCCCACCAUAUGAGCUCCUCACAAUCAGUGAGAGACAGAGCUCCUGUGGGAAGGCCUUAUCCUCGAGUUGAUGAUCACAGAAGAGAUCACUCUAACCUGUCGCGUACAGCUCAUCCUCACUUUGAGCACCAUCGAUAUGGAGCUCCUUCUGUGCAAUACAGAGUAGUUGAGAAAAACAGACUCAGUUCGGGUUCAUCUGCUCCUCAUCUCAACUCAGUCAACCAGUCCAGGAGAGCUGAAAACAAUGGUAUCAAUCUUUCUGGCCAUAAUGAAGUAGAGCAACAAAUAAACUCUCGCAGAGAUUUUACACCAGUACGAAACUUGAGCGAUCGUCUAAAGUCUCCAGUAGCAGAAGAUGAUGCUCGAUUGUCGGAUUCCAGAAACGAGAUUACUCCAUCUCGCAACCUACAAUCACGCAUAGAAAUCCCUGCUACUAGGGGAGUUCACACUCACUCGGGAUCCAGAGAGAGGCGCUCAGCUCUUGAAAGACUCUCUGAACCAUCCAUGAGAAAGCCUCCCAGUUUUGAGUCUGGACGCCUGCAACUAAAUGAGGGAUUAGUGGAAGCAGAAGCUCAAACUGAACAUAUGGAAAUGGAGAUCCAAACACAGGAACCUGCUACUGCCUCUGUAGUUCAGCGAGUAAAUGAUAGCUCUACAAGAGCUAGUAAGAGAACUGGUACCUCGAUACCGAUGGCCCCUCAAAGCAAAUCGCUUGGCAAAAGGAAAGUUGUCUCUAGAAGAAAGAGUCUUCAGUUUCCUCAUUAUUUCUCAAUCCCUCCCGAUGGACUCAGUGGGGGACUCUCCCUGUUGUGGACCGAGGACACUGAUAUAACCAUUCUGGAAUCAUCCCCCAACCUGAUUGACACAAGAAUCGUUCAUAAAGGAGUUACAUCUUAUGUGUCUUUUAUCUAUGGCUCCCCUGCUACGGAGAACAGAGUCGCUUACUGGAGUAAACUACACUCGAUAGGACAGGGAAGGGAUGCCCCGUGGCUAUUGACGGGUGAUUUCAACGACAUUUUAAACAAUGCGGAAAAAGUAGGAGGCCCAACUCGUCCCGAAGGGUCCUUCUCAGCUUUCAGGUCUUUUGUGGCGCAAAACGGUCUGUGGGACCUUAAGCAUACAGGCGAGCAACUUUCAUGGAGAGGCAACAGGCAUACCCACUUCAUAAGGUCAAGGCUAGAUCGCGUUAUGAGCAACUGUGAUUGGGCUGAAGCUUUUCCUUUUGGGAGAUGUCGAUACCUUCGAUUUGAGGGCUCGGAUCAUAGACCUCUCCUAACUUACUUUAACUCGGAAAGACAAAAAAAGACGAGGUCUCUUCAGAAUCAGGAUGCUCUUGAGGCGGCUUUAUCCAGCGACACUCCUGACCAGACGCGUAUUGAUGAGAUCAACGCCACUCUCCAAAAGGCAUACAUUGAGGAGGAGCAGUUCUGGCUGCAGAGAAGUCGAAUUCAAUGGCUCAAGCAAGGAGAUAGAAAUACCGGCUUCUUUCACGCAGCUACUAGAGCAAGGAGAGUUAUAAAUGCCAUUCCGGUCCUGGAAGAUGUACAAGGUGGAGCAGUGUACGAGGAACAGGACAUCACCAGAGUGAUAUCCGACUACUUUUCUCAGAUCUUCAAGACCAAUGGGAAUGAUUCUUUUGAACAGAUCCAAGGACUUCUCUGCAGUAAAGUUACUCCGGAAAUGAAUAGUAUGCUGACAUCUAUACCGAGCGAUUCGGAAAUCAGAGAAGCAGUGAUGUCAAUCAACGGGAAUAAAGCCUCGGGUCCGGACGGAUUCUCAGCCACCUUCUACCAAUCUUAUUGGCAUAUAGUAGGAGCAGAGGUCAUCAGGGACGUCCGGGAAUUCUUCACUUCCAGCAUCUUGGAUCCUAGGCAGAAUGAAACCCACAGACUUAGACCAUUAUUGCCGUGUUUGAUAUCUGAUACUCAAUCAGCGUUUGUCUCUGGACGGGCUAUCUCCGACAACGUCCUCAUUACCCACGAGACCCUCCACUAUUUGAGAACCUCAGAGGCGACAAAGCGAUGCUCAAUGGCUGUAAAAACGGACAUGAGCAAAGCUUUCGAUAGGAUUGAGUGGAGCUUUGUUAGAGAAGGACUGGUGAAGCCUUCUAGAGGGCUUAGACAGGGAGAUCCCCUCUCACCUCACAUUUUUAUUCUCUGCACCGAGGUGCUCUCCGCUCUGUGCAAUCGUGGACAAUCUGAUGGCUCUCUCCCUGGUGUACGAGUAGCUCGCAGUAGCCCCGCUAUAAAUCACCUCCUCUUCGCGGAUGAUACCAUGUUUUUCUGUAAGUCGAAGCCACCGUGUGUCUCAGCUUUGAUGAAGAUUUUGUCCAUCUAUGAACAAGUUUCAGGACAGAGGAUAAAUCCACAGAAAUUGGCCAUCACUUUCUCUGCUAAAACACCGGCUGCAGUACGAGAUCGUGUCAAGCAGUCACUGGAAAUCUAUUCCGAAGGUGGUGUUGGUAAAUAUCUCGGACUUCCCGAGCAUUUUGGCCGUCGUAAGCGAGACAUCUUUGCCUCCAUUCUUGACAGAAUUCGACAGAAGGCACAUAGCUGGUCGGCAAAGUGCUUAUCUGGAGCUGGUAAACAAGUGAUGCUCAAAUCAGUGCUCUCAGCUAUGCCGUGCCACGCGAUGUCCUCUUUUAAAUUGCCGCUCUCUCUGUGUAAACAAAUACAGUCACUGCUCACUCGGUUUUGGUGGGAUGCUAACCCCGACAAGAAAAAGAUGUGUUGGGUAGCUUGGGAUACUUUGACGUUACCGAAGUAUGCGGGAGGUCUUGGCUUCCGAGAUAUUGAGAUAUUUAAUGAAGCCCUCCUCACAAAGAUAGGCUGGAGACUGCUCAAGGAACCAAACUCUCUGCUGGCUCAUGUCCUUUUGGGCAAAUAUGCGUAG